This is a messenger RNA of Monopterus albus (swamp eel), 1254 nucleotides long. Its product is annotated as platelet binding protein GspB-like. The transcript is spliced from 7 exons. NCBI's taxonomy places the organism in Eukaryota, Metazoa, Chordata, Actinopteri, Synbranchiformes, Synbranchidae. The coding region runs from base 1 to 1254 and encodes 417 amino acids. The record is from RefSeq and is a predicted model, not a curated record. Gene Ontology annotation, biological process: regulation of glutamate receptor signaling pathway; regulation of postsynaptic membrane neurotransmitter receptor levels.
AUGGUUUCUGGUUUUGCUUUUCAGGGAAAUAAUAAAUCCACCUACAUCUGUGCAAACCACAAUGGAAAAGUUCGAUUCUUCAGUGCUCUCCUCAAGAGUGAUGGCACGCUGGUAAAGAAGGAGCUGAAUGUGAACUCUGUGAAGGGCAGUGUCAAUGGAGACAAAAUUCAGUGCUCCUUUAUGGCCACUGUACCAACUUCAGAUAUUAGAGCAUCAGCAACAUCUUUGUCAAUGGGAGUCUCCACUGGAACUUACAACAGCACUAAUGGUGAUUUGGGCCCAGCCAAUUCCCAAUUGAAGACCAGUGUGGUGGACCUGUCGAAUCCUAACGCCACUGUCACUUAUACAAAUUCCACCGGUGCAUUGGCAAAUGCCACCAGUGCACCCACAUCACUUACCUCCACCAGUGCACCCACAUCACUUACCUCCACCAGUGCAAUGACAAAUGCCACCACAGCUCCCCCACUGACAUUUAACGACACAGUGACAACUCUAAAUGCAACAAUUUCCAACGUAGAGUGUCGGAAAACACAACUAUGUGCAGCUAAGCCCGAUGGGUGCGACCCCUCCACGUCAGGUUCCUGUUUCUUUCUUUCUACCCAGAAGCAGAGUGAUCUGAACUAUAAUUUUUGGCUCUCAGGAAACUCACAAGGCUACAUCGCUGCCACCUUGUCACCUAACGCCUCACCGGGAAAUAACGAUUCCACCUACAUCUGUGCAAACCACAACGGAAAAGUUCGAUUCUUCAGCGGUCUGCUCCAGAAUAAUGGCACACUGAUGAAGAAGCCGCUGAAUGUCAACUCUGUGAAGGGCAGUGUCAAUGGAGACAAAAUUCAGUGCUCCUUUAUGGCCACUGUACCAACUGCAGAUAUUAGAGCAUCAGCAACAUCUUUGUCAAUGGGAGUCUCCAAUGGAACUUACAACAGCACUACUGGUGAUUUGGGACCAGCCAUUUCCCAAAUGAGGACCGAUGUGGUGGACCUGUCAAAUCCUAACGCCACUGUCACCUAUUCAAAUUCCACCGACGCCAGCACCACCGCCAGCACCACCGCCUCCUCCACUGCUGCUCAUCAGCCACCAGCAAUCUCCACCAGUGCACCGAUAUCAGCUGACUCCACCAUUGCACCGGUAUCACCUAUCUCCACAAGUGCACCGGUAUCAGCUAACUCCGCCAGUACACCUGUAUCAGCUAACUCCGUCAGUACACCUGUAUCAGCUAACUCCACCAGUGCAUUCUCCCAUUCUCCCCUGUAG